AUGAUCGCUGGAAUUAUCGAGCAUCAAAAAUGGAAUGCGGAAUUGUUCAGGAAGCGGGCGAAAUGUGCGGAGAAGGCUGGCGAUUUCAAAAAAGCUGUCAGAAAUCUCAAGCAACUUAUCAAAUUGUCGCCAGAUAGUACAGAUGUGAUGCAUGAAGUUUCGCAAAUUUCAUAUAAAAUUGGGGAUUUUGACGAUUCUUUGAAAAUGAUUCGCGAGUGCUUGAAAUUGAAUCCCGAUCACAAACAAUGCUUCGCAUUUCAUAAAACUAUCAAAAAACUUGUGAAAGGAGUUGGUGAGUAUUUAUAAAAUACGAAAAUUUCCCUAAGAACAAUUAUUUUUCCAGACUCUGUCAAAUCCUCAAUCGAAUCGCAAAACUGGGAAGAUUGCUUGAAAACCGCUGCCAAAACUGUCAAAUCUUUUGAGAGCGCAAAAUCUGCCAUGCAAAUCCUCACUCUGAAGUGUCAUAGAGAAUCUGGAAAUAAUCAACAAGCAAUUCUCGACGCCACCGAACUUCUCACUUCUGAAAAACCUUCGGAAGUUGAGAUUGAAAUUCUCCAUCAUCGCGCAUUGGCUUAUCUCGAAGAAUCUGAAUUCGAUGAUGCGAUUCAAGAUGUGAAGAAGAUGCUAGAAAGUGAUCCAGACAAUCAAGAAUUCAAGGAACUUUUGAGAAAAGCUGAAAGAGCCAAAGCUCAAGCUGGAAAACGAGAUUAUUAUAAGAUUUUGGGUGUGAAAAGAAAUGCGCAGAAGAAAGAGAUUGUGAAGGCGUAUAGACAAUUGGCGCAAAAAUGGCAUCCGGAUAAUUUCAAGAGUGAGGAUGAGAAGAAGAAGGCGGAAAAGAAGUUUAUCGAUAUUGCGGCGGCGAAAGAAGUUUUGACUGAUAAAGGUGGGUUAGUUUGCGAGCUUGGAUAAACUUGAGACAAACUUUUUUGCAGAGAAACGUGAACAAUUCGACAACGGAAUCGAUCCAUUGGACCCUGAGGCUCAAAAUCAACAACAUCAUGGUCAUCAUGGCGGAUUUCCUCACGGUUUCAAUCCAUUUGGUGGAGGUGGCGGUGGAAAUUUCCAUUUUUUCUACAACUAG
Messenger RNA from Caenorhabditis angaria, 1081 nucleotides. Lineage: Eukaryota; Metazoa; Nematoda; Chromadorea; Rhabditida; Rhabditidae. The record is from the annotation of a GenBank genome assembly.